Molecule: messenger RNA, 1622 nt
Organism: Mus musculus (house mouse)
Lineage: Eukaryota; Metazoa; Chordata; Mammalia; Rodentia; Muridae
Product: predicted gene 4736
Exons: 3
Coding region: 29-1267 (412 amino acids)
Source: RefSeq, marked validated
AGCACAACCUUGGGAGCAAUCUUCCAAGAUGCUGGUUGUCCUGCUCACAGCAGCUUUGCUGGUCCUGAGCUCAGCUCAGAGACAAGAUGAAGAGAUCACCUACGAAGACUCAAAUUCUCAGCUCCUAGAGAGGGGAGAGAAGAGCCAAGGGUAUGGUCAUCAUUUUCCAAAACCACCUCCUGGAGGAAUGCCCCCAAGACCUCCCAGUUCUGAUGAAAAUAAUGAUGGUGAUGAAGAUGGCAGUGAGGAAGAUGUGAAUAGACCAGAGGGACCACCACAGCACCCUCCUCACCCAGGACACCACCAUGGUCCUCCCCAACAGGGAGGCCCACAGGGUCCCCCUAGGCCGGGAAACCAACAAGGCCCACCCCCUCCAGGCCCACCCCCACAGGGAAGCCCCCAGCAGAGACCCCCUCAGCCUGGAAAACAACAAGGCCCACCACCACAGGGAGGUUCUCAGGGACCCCCUAUGCCUGUAAACCAACAAGGCCCACCCCCAAAGGGAGGCCCCCAGCAAAGACCCCCUCAGCCUGGAAACCAACAAGGCCCACCCCCACAGGGAGGCCCCCAGCAGAGACCCCCUCAGCCUGGAAACCAACAAGGCCCACCCCCACAGGGAGGCCCCCAGCAGAGACCACCUCAGCCUGGAAACCAACAAGGACCACCCCCACAGGGAGGCCCACAGGGACCCCCUAGGCCUGGUAACCAACAAGGCCCACCUCCACAGGGAGGUCCUCAGAGACCCCCUCAGCCUGGAAACCAACAAGGUCGACCCCCACAGGGAGGCCCCCAGGAGAGACCUCCUCAGCCUGGAAACCAACAAGGCCCACACCCACAGGGAGGCCUACAGGGACCCCCUAGGCCUGGUAACCAACAAGGCCCACCUCCAAAGGGAAGUCCUCAGGGACCCCCUAUGCCUGGAAACCAACAAGGCCCACCCCCACAGGGAGGCCUCCAGCAGAGACCUCCUCAGGCUGGAAACCCACAAGGCCCGCCCCCACAGGGAGGCCCCCAGGGACACCCAAGACCUGGUAACCAACAAGGCCCACCUCCACAGGGAGGCCCCCAGCAGAGACCCCCUCAGCCUGGAAACCAACAAGGCCCACCCCAACAGGAAGGCCCUCAGGGACCUCCUAGGCCUGGAAACCAACAAGGCCCACCCCCACAGGGAGGCCCUCAGAGACCUUCUCAGCCAGGAAACCAUCAAGGCCCACCCCAGCAUGGAAACAAUGAACAGCCAAAUUACCUGUGGUCACUUUUUGCAUAACCAUCUGUUUCCUUACCAGAGAGAAGGUAAAUAAAUGCCCCAUUUUUCAUUCCAUGCUCUAAUCUUCAGUGAUGACCACCCUGUUCCUAGAGACAUAGAUCUUGGAUACAUCUAAAACAUGAAUAAUCUUUAUAAUUCUGUGGUGUAUGUGAUUUAAAUUCACUCAGUCAACUGUGAAACUCUAACAGAUUUAUCCAAGAAACUAAAAGAUAUUUAGGAUAUGUUGAAAUUACGCAGUGUAUCUUUCUACUACCAAACUUUGUUUCUUUGUUUAUUUAUUUCAGGUGAACAGAAGACAGAUGACUUCAAUACCAUUCUUAUAGCAGAAUGAUGUCAAUAAAAUAUUUAGCAUACA